Vollenhovia emeryi is the source of this 3962-nucleotide messenger RNA. RefSeq names its product cingulin-like. Lineage: Eukaryota; Metazoa; Arthropoda; Insecta; Hymenoptera; Formicidae. The coding region runs from base 54 to 3962 and encodes 1302 amino acids. The transcript has a single exon. The record is from RefSeq and is a predicted model, not a curated record.
UGUCAGUGAUCGCGAUUGACGUCGCCGUCGAGGAGAAGACGAGAAUCGCCAGAAUGGCUGUUGCGACCUUGCACAAGCUGCAUAACGUGAUGCGGCAGAUGAGAGACUGGCGGGACGAUAGCGCGAAACUGAAGAGUAAUAUCUGGCGGAUGAAAAUGGCUCUGCGUGUGGAUGACAAGAAUGGGGACGAUAACCAGCAGAUCGACCCUUUGAUCGUGCAUCAGCGGGCGGAGAUUAGCCGGUUGGAGCAGGCGAACGGCGCUUUGGAGAACGAAGUAACGAGUCUGAAGCGUGCGCUGACGAAAGCCGAGGAGGAUCUCGCCGUUUGCGAAAUAAACGAUAAGAUCGCCACGCUCGAGAAUGAGUUCUCGGGCGAGAGGGAGCGUAUGAGCGAUGAGAUUCUGCGCCUGAAGAAGCGGCUGAAGGAGGCCGAGGAGAGCGAGACGAGUGUCGUGCUGCAGCUCAGGGACAAGCUGAACGAGUUUACGAGGGGCGAUCGAACGAUAGAAAUAAUCUUCGCGAGCGCGAUCGGCAAGACCGUCGAGAUGAUUAUCGGUCUGUCGGAGGAGCUCGUGAACGCUAGCGAGAAUUUAUACAGGUCUAGGACCAAAAACAGGAGCCUGCGUCUCAAACUCGACCGAUUAAGGGCCAUGCUGCGACUGCGGUGCGGCAACGGCGCGGAAUAUCGGAAGAGGAACGGCGAAUUGAACAAUCUUGCCGAACAAUUGAUGGGAGAGAUGGAUCGACUGAGAAUUAUUCGCGAGAAUGCGAACUAUAGCGAAAGUUUCGACGCUGCGAAUAUCCCGAACGUCGUUAAGCACAUCGAGCGUCUGAUGAGCGACUUGAGGAACAAUUUAAAGAGCGAUCGCGAGGCGAUGAUCGCCGCUGGCGAUCCCGACUGUCUCAAGUACCUGAAGAAGGUGGUUAGUCUAAAAGUAAACCUGAAAGUGCUGUCCGUAGAGCUUAGACGGUCGAGCGUGCCGACGGACAAACGAUUGCGCGAGAAUGUCCAGUACGGGACACGCUUGGAGACGGCUUCGUCGUUGAACGAUUUCUUGCAGAAAAUCGACGGGGAGAUUGAAAAGUUGAAGAUAAAGCCGAUGAAUAAGUAUUGCAAGAUCGGUGGCAUCAGCGGCUCGCGUUACAUGACCAAAGUCACGGAGCUCGAAGAUAUCGUUAGGAAGUCACUCGCGGUAAUCGCUACCUGGAAACAGGCACCGCCGGAAGUUGAAAUUAAUUCCGACGGGAAAAUAACGAAAGCGCUGGAGGACUUGAUCGAGCGUUUGUGCAGCAAAAUGAAGGAACUCGAGAUUUUCGACGAUCGCGCGAAUUUACGCGAGAGGAUCGAACAGCUCGAAGCCUUGGUCGUGUAUUUAAAAUCGGAAUUGCUGGAAAGGAACGAGCGUAUAAGUGCGAUGGACGAGGAGCGUGCGAGCAUCAGAUUAACAUGGGAGAGAGAUCGCGAGAAAUACGAGAAGAUUAUCGCUGACGUGCGCGAGGUGAACGAGACUCUUCGGGAAGAUAUAAAAAGGGGGCAACAGGAAUUAUCGGAGCUGUCGCUUAAACGCGAUCAUUCCGAGCGGCGUGUCGCGGAAAUGCAGCUGAUGAAGGCUGAAAUUGACGCAGCGAGGAAAGAAUCGCGGGGCCAUCGCGACGACAAAGAGGCGUUAUUACGGGAAGCGGAAAGGUUGCGUAAUGUCCUCGGAGAGAGGGACAGGGAAAUUGAGAAUAUUACUACCCAGGGGGACGCGUCGAGAGUGGUCCUUAGGGCCGAGCUGGAGGACCUCAGGACGAAACUUGGGGUCGCUUCCGAUGAAAAUGUAAAACUGAGAAGUAUAAUUGGGGGACUUGGGAAGCGGGAGGAACGCGAGCGACUGGACAAAUUGAAAAGUUGGGAUCGGCAGGGCGGCGGGGAGGAGCGAGACAAUGGCGUGGACCGUGCGCGAAACCUCAGGGAUGAGUCGGAGUACUUGAAAGCCGAGUCAAAUGAGCCUAAAAUAAGUCUGAACAAGGCGGACGGGCGAAUCGGCUAUUUCAAGUCCGCGCCGGAUAAAGCCGUCGGUGACAUGGCCAGUCCGGGAGGUGAAGCUUCUGACUUGGAGUCUAACGAGCAGUCGUUGACGUAUCGAUCGAACGUCCGGACGAGCGCCGGCCUCGGCGAGGAAACGCCGGGAGAAUUCGACGCGGUGAUGGCGAGGUACGAAGCGUCGGAGAAUAAAGUCAAACAGCUUCGGAACGAGAAAGAACAACUCGAGGGGGAGUUAUCGGAGCUGAGGUCCGAGAAAGGAUCGCUGGCUAGGUCGAUGGCCGACGCCAAUAACAAGUGCGCCGCGCUGCAGGAUCAAGUUAACAAAUUUCAGUCCGAGGGUAACGGCCUCCGGGAGACGAUAGGCGAGCGCGAGGCUGCUGCGGAGCAUUUCAAGUUGGAGCUGGAGAGAGCGCGGACGGAACUGGAAGACGCGGCCGUUAACGCGGCGCGUCUGCGAGCGGAGAACUCGAGGGUCGCCGGCGAUUUGGAUACGCUGUCUCUACGGACUAGCGAGGCCGAGGACCGUGUACGAGUGCUGUUGACAGAAAAGAACGAGUUCAAUGAGCAACUGAAUAAGGCGAGAGAGGAGAAUGAAUAUUUUUCCAUGGAAUUGAAUAAAUCAAGGGUCGAAAAUGACAAAGCGAAAGCGGAAAAUACUCUUCUGCGGGCCACUUGCGACACGCGGGAGAGGGAUAACGUCGCGCUCAGGCGGGAGAGGGACGACGCGCGAGGGAGAAUAAAUGAAAUCGGUAAUCAACUCAAGACCCAGCGAAUCAAGUACGAGGCGCUGCGGCUUGCCGCGUUGCACGACGAGGCUAACGAUCGUAAGAAUUACUUAAAGAAGAUCGAUACGCAGCGUCCGCUCGCGAGGGAUCGCGAGCGGGGAUUCGCCGGCGCUCAUAACGAGAUCAAACGGAAGCGGAAUUGCUCGGAUACCGCGCGUGCAGGCAUAAAGGUCGAAAUUGGCGGAACAGAAGUCAAAGUAGAAUCUGAUACACGCGUCGGUCAUGAUAACAGAGCGGAGAUCAAAGACGAGCCAAAGGGCGCGCUGAAGAGACAGUGGGGCGGGCAUAAGGCUUUGAAAUUAGAGCGGGCGAAUUUCAGGUUCGAAUACUCCGAGGUCAAGAUGGAACUGGCGAACGGCAGACCCGAGUGUCCAGCGGCGCGGAGGACGGAGGAAGUGCCGGACGAGGGAGAAAGCGUCGGUGCUAUCUUGAAGAAAUUUGAGCUCGCGAGCACCCGGCACGAGAAAGGAAUAGGCGAUGAUUCUAAUUAUCUCGGCGACCCGGAGAUGUCCGAGGGUGACGAAAGAACCGCGGCGCUCGAUAUCGAUCGGCUCGGGACCGGGAAUAGAGCGUCGAAGAUGAAAGCGGAUAUCCCGCGUAGUAGUCGUAACUCCUGCCUGACGGACGUGUACGGUGAGAAAACGAAGGCCGACCUCGGUAGAGCGACGGAGGAGAUUCGGGCUUUGAAACUCGAACUGAUGAAUCUGAGGGACGAGAAAGCGACGUUGAGGUCGCAGCUCGAGACAUUUAAGGAAGAAUUAGACGCAUUGAAGUCAGAGAGGGCGGCUUUAAAGGACGAGCUCGCCGCUUCCAGGAAGUCGAACUUCGAUCUCAGGCUCAGAGUGAACGACCUGCGGUGCGCUAACGAAAAAUUGAGGGAGACCAAUGCGGAGUUGGGCGGUCGCGCGCAGGACGCGUCGAGAGGAAGGAAUGAGUACAGCGCAAUGCCGGAAGCGUCGGAUAAAGGGUUAAAAAGUCAUUGUGAAGGCGCGUUAAGCGACUAUCUGAAGAAGUAUAUCUUCACGGAGAAAAAUCUGCGGAUAACUAACAGGCGAAAUCGGUUCGAUCGCGUCCCUCCCAAGAAUCCUGAGCCACAAUCCGUCGAAGGGAAUCUGCAACACAUGGAGGGACAAAAAUCCCGAGGUUGA